Messenger RNA from Plutella xylostella (diamondback moth), 1744 nucleotides. The record is from RefSeq and is a predicted model, not a curated record. Lineage: Eukaryota; Metazoa; Arthropoda; Insecta; Lepidoptera; Plutellidae.
AGUUAUUUAGUAGUCAACUGUGGACCUAAUAUCACGUUGUUGCGCUCUCGAAUUGUAUCUGUUUAUAUACUGUUUAAUAACAACGGCGUUAAUACCAAAGCUUUGUUAGAUAGAUUAUUUAUUUUUUAAAGUGUACAUAUUUAUUUUUGGUUAUACAGUUUUUGUCAGUAAUUUAAGAGUUUUUUUUAUAUAUAAAAUGAUGUUGUUGGUGCAUCUGGUAGUGUUACGUGCCUCAGUGUUUUUAUUAAGGCUCUUAAUAAGUUUGUUAUACCGGAGACACUGCGCUUCAAAGCUUCCUUGUGUGUCCGGAGCUUUGCCGUUAAUCGGGCACCUUCACAAGAUAUCUACAGAUAAAGUCAAACUAUUUGACUUUAUAAUCCACGCUGGUAAAGAGACGGACAAGCAUGGAGGUCUGUCAACUGUGUGGUUUGGCCCCAUACCCAUUUUCAUUUUGAUGGAUCCAGAUAUAGCUUUUUCAUUCUUAAAUUCUUGUGUAAAAAAGAGUUAUGUAUACUCUUUUGGUUCUGCUUGGAUUGGAGAAGGAUUGGUCAGUGCAAUGCCGGCUACGUGGCGACGUCACAGAAAGCUUUUGAACCCCUCCUUCAAUUUGCAAGUUCUCCAUGGUUUCCUAGACAUAUUCAACAGACAGUCUGCCCGACUUGUGGACAAACUAGGAGAUGUGGUCGGUCAAGAACAAGAAGGAACAACUCAUGUUGAAUCAAUUCUACUAGAUAUCGGUUUGGACACUAUUUGUGAAACCGCCUUCGGUAUUUCAAACAAAAACAGAACGUCAGUAGUGGCGCCAGAAUACAAGGACGCAGUGGGACAAAUGUUGGAUUACAUCUUACAACGGUUCAUGUCCGUCUGGAUGCACUGGGACGUGCUAUACAACGUGUCGAGUUUGAAGAAAAAAGCCGACGAAGCCUGCCACAUUUUGAACAAGACUUCAACAAAUAUCCUACAAGAAGUAGCCAAUUCUAACUCUUGGAAGGGAAAUGAUAAUUUAUCAGGAAAGUCGUACAAAACCAUAUUGGAGUUUCUCCUAAAGCACAAGGAGGAGAGUGAACUCACAGAUAAGGAAAUAAAGGACGAAGUGGACACAAUGGUGAUCGCUGGCUUCGACACCACCGCCACUCAACUCCUGUAUGCGUUUAUCCUCUUAGGAUCGCACCCUGAUGUCCAGGAACGAAUCUACAAUGAAAUCAAAGAAGUACUCGGUGAUAUGAAUCGGGAUGUCACAAAAGAUGACCUGCCAAAGUUGGUCUACAUAGAAGCUGUAAUCAAAGAAACAUUAAGGUUGUAUCCUGUGAUACCAAUGAUUAUAAGAGAAACUGAGCAGACUAUGAAGUUAUCUAAAUACACAAUACCUGCUGGCAGUACGUUUGUGGUACCGAUCUACGGUAUGAACAGAUCCCAGGCCUGGGGACCAGACCGUGAUGUCUUCAACCCUGACCGCUGGUUCACGCCGGCAAUGUUACCAGAAAACCUGGCUACAUACGCCCCCUUCAGUAUGGGGAAACGUGGUUGUAUAGGUAAACCUUACGCUAUGAUGACCAUGAAGACCACGCUAGUCCAUGUUAUUCGCCGGUUUCAGCUCUCAGCCAAUCACGAGGCUCUCAGGGUUCAGAUGGACUUGCUGCUCAAACCGGCCUCGGGGCAUGGGGUCACUUUCACGAGGCGAGUUUAGAAUGUUGUGCUUUAUUGUGUAAAUAGGUAUUAGGAAAAUAAAUUAUUUUGUAGUUUA